AUGAGGCACUCGGAACUGAACACAUCCAUUGAGCAAAGAAAGAUUUCUAACUAUUAUACGACGGACACUUUCUUUCUUUCUUUCUUUCUUUCUUUCUUUCUAUCUAUGGCUAUUAAUAUCUAUCUAUCUAUCUAUCUAUCUAUCUAUCUAUCUAUCUAUCUAUCUAUCUAUUUGCACUAUUUUUUUAUAUCUAUCUAUCUAUCUAUCUAUCUAUCUAUCUAUCUACCAACACUUGUCUAUUCGUAUCUCUCUUUCUCUAUCUCACCUAUUAAUAUCUAUCUCAGUCCAUUCAUAUCUAUCUAUCUAUCUAUCUAUCUAUCUAUCUAUCUAUCUAUCUACCAACACUUGUCUAUUCGUAUCUCUCUUUCUCUAUCUCAGUCAGUUCAUAUCUAUCCAUCUAUCUAUCUAUCUCAGCCUAUUAAUAUCUAUCUCAGCCUAUUAAUAUCUAUCUCAGUCCAUUCAUAUCUAUCUAUCUAUCUAUCUAUCUAUCUAUCUAUCUAUCUAUCUAUCUAUAAUCUUGUAUCCAUCUUUUGUUCAUUCUUGAAUCUAUCUAUCUAUCUAUCUAUCUAUCUAUCUAUCUAUCUAUCUACAUUGUAA
Molecule: messenger RNA, 597 nt
Organism: Acanthosepion pharaonis
Lineage: Eukaryota; Metazoa; Mollusca; Cephalopoda; Sepiida; Sepiidae
Source: the annotation of a GenBank genome assembly